Molecule: messenger RNA, 333 nt
Organism: Pelobates cultripes (western spadefoot toad)
Lineage: Eukaryota; Metazoa; Chordata; Amphibia; Anura; Pelobatidae
Source: the annotation of a GenBank genome assembly
AUGCAUUCUACAUACUGCAAGGAUUCGGAAGAACAUUUAAUGUUCUGCACAACCACAUGUCGAAAUUAUAGCUGUCUGGUGAUAAAUGGUGGAUCCGUCAACCAUAGCAACGUGAGAGCUUUCGGCUUAUUGGAUCGUCAGCAAAACGAGAAGUCCUUUAAUAGUCAUCGCUCAGCUAAGACACUGUCACUACGGCCAUUAUCAUUGCUCCACCAGAGACUUUUGUUACUGGGAAUGAACUAUAUCAUCAAGUCUGCUUUCCAAAGCACAUUUUGGCAACAAGUAAUUGACCUGUCAGCUCUUGCUGAGAGUCAAUCGAUUGCGAAGAAGUAA